AUGACACAAACAGAUAUAUUUGAAAAAAGUACGGAAAAACUUUAUGUAAAUCCUCCAGCAACAAGGAUUAUCCCUGCCGGACCUGUAACUGUAGAUCCUUUUGGUUAUGAGUCUUCACAAUCAAACCCAAGUUCGAUGAUCGCGCAUCAAAACAACACACCACCACAACCAUCACCACCAGAAGAUCAUUAUACCAGCGCUGUCUAUGGACAAGAACUGAAAGAAGAAACGUUUUACUUUAACGAUGCCAGUGUCAGAAAAGCUUUCGUGAAGAAAGUUUUCGCCAUUGUCAGUGUUCAACUCGCAGUCACUAUGGCCAUUACCUGCUGGUUCAUCUUCGAACAUAAUACCAAAAAAUUUGUACAGAAACACAUAGAAUUUGCUAUUGUAGCUGUCUCAGUCGAAAUUGUUGUAUUAGUAGCACUCAUAUGUUUCGGAGAGCUAAGAAGGAGAACUCCUACAAACUAUAUUCUUCUCUGUAUUUUUACCUUAUCUAAAGCAUUCCUGAUCGGCGUUUUAGCCUCUUUUUACGACGUACUGGCUGUGGUUUUAGCUCUUGGAUUUACGAUUGUAGUUUGCGUAGGAUUAACCUUGUUGGCAUAUCAAACUAAAUUUGAUUUUACUGCGUUUAGAGGAAUUUUGUUUAUUAUCUUGUUAAUAUUUGUGUGUUUUGGAAUUUCGUGUAUUUUUCUCUUGAGUCAACUGGGUCAAUUAAUUUAUGCUUCUCUCGGAGCAGUGGUGUUUUCCUUUUUUUUUGUUUUCGAUUUACAAUUAAUGAUGGGAGGUGGCCACAAAUAUCAAAUUUCGCCGGAAGAAUACGUUUUCGCUGCUAUUAAUCUAUAUAUGGAUGUAAUUUAUAUAUUUAUUUAUAUUUUAAGAAUUGUUGGCGGUCGAUAA
Messenger RNA from Psylliodes chrysocephalus, 897 nucleotides. Lineage: Eukaryota; Metazoa; Arthropoda; Insecta; Coleoptera; Chrysomelidae. The record is from the annotation of a GenBank genome assembly.